AUGCAAGGAGUGGUAACAGAGGAAUGCUUUGUCGUGCCAUGUGAUCCCUGUUGGUGUCUGACAAGACAGUCAUGGUGCCACGGUGGUGUUGAAGUUAGCCCUUGUGGAUGGCGUCAACAGCAAGUCGGCCGUGGAAGUCGAUUGCACCAGCAUGCGGUCACUCAAUGUGGAGGUGCCAUCCACCAUUUCCCUCCCUCCACCUCGCUGAGUGCUUUCGAUUCAACCAUCCAACGAUACCCUAAUGCUAUGACAGAGCUACGAGUGGAGAGCAGACAGCAUGCCAAGUGCGAUGCAGGGACGACAAGAAGGAGUGCUGAAGUACACCAAGAAAGGGACAAAUGUGUGCAGAGGCGUCUCAUCACCGCAUCGCUCUUGCUCGCAUCUACCCACAUCCUGAUUGCCCCUCGUGGCAGCAGUCACCUUGUCGAGCCAUUCCACUCUGCCUGCCACCGAAUGGCACUAUCGCCCUCCGCGCAUGCCUCACUCCCACCUCGUAGGAAUGCCGCAUCGAGUUUAUGCACCUGUGUGAAGGAGAAGGCGCCAAGGCGGCUUCUCCCUUGCAAUCGCGACUUUAUGGAGUGCCGCGCUGACCAUCAGCAACACUCACGAGGGAGAUAUGAGGUGGAUUUGGAUGCCACCGUUGUCAAACCUUGUGUCUGCCAAAGUGUGAGAUCCAAGCGGGCCCGACCACCUCCCUUUCUGUCUCGCUUUUGCAUUCCAACUGGCGAACCUGUUUUGGCUGCGUGGGAUUAA
This is a messenger RNA of Echinococcus granulosus, 753 nucleotides long. RefSeq lists its product as hypothetical. Bases 1 to 753 code for a protein of 250 amino acids. The transcript has 4 exons. Lineage: Eukaryota; Metazoa; Platyhelminthes; Cestoda; Cyclophyllidea; Taeniidae. The record is from RefSeq and is a predicted model, not a curated record.